AUGGAUCAGCACGAGGACAACCAUGGGGCUGCUAACAAUGGUCAAGCAAGGGAGAAGAAGAACAAGAGCAAAGCAGGCUCCUACGCCUCCUGCCUGCCGGACCUGAGCUGCCUCCGCAACCGGCAGGUGGCGGCAUCCGGCGGGUUGGCGCGCCGUGCCACGUCCAUCCGCUCCGACCGUGGCGGCUUCAUCACCAUCGAGAACUCGGUGGCCGAAAUGGACGGCGGCGGCGGGGCCGGGGCGGCCUUCGGCGUGGCGGAGGACGUGGACGAGGAGGAAGGCGCGGGGUUCAUCACGAUGGAGAAGAGCAGGGUGUCGUCGAGGUCGUCGAGCCGGCCGCUGCCACCGGGCACGGUGGACGAGGAGGAGGAGGAGAAGGCGUGCCUGUUGAUGGAGCUGUCGUCGGAGGAGGCGGCGUCGGCGGCGGACGUGGAGAAGGUGGAGGACGAGUUCCUGGCGAUGCUGGAGGACAGGUACUGGGCCAGGAGCAAGGAGAUCGAGAAGGGGCUGGGCGUGAGCCUGGAUAUCGGGCUGGACCUGAGCCUGGACCUGGACUCGCUCAUCAAGGACGCCGAGAUGGAGCUCGCCAAGGCGGAGCAGGCGUGGAAGAGCAAGGUCGGCGCCGCCAUCGUGGAGGAGGAGGAGUACAAGGAGCUCGUCCGGAGGUGGAGCGCCAGGGAGACCAGCCACCACUCCGCUGCUGCUGCUGCCAGUGGCUGCUCCUGGGGCUUUGGAUUCGGGAGCCCAAUCUGA
Miscanthus lutarioriparius is the source of this 753-nucleotide messenger RNA. The record is from the annotation of a GenBank genome assembly. NCBI's taxonomy places the organism in Eukaryota, Viridiplantae, Streptophyta, Magnoliopsida, Poales, Poaceae.